Ascochyta rabiei is the source of this 1227-nucleotide messenger RNA. RefSeq lists its product as uncharacterized. Gene Ontology annotation, cellular component: transcription factor TFIIE complex. The coding region runs from base 1 to 1227 and encodes 408 amino acids. The record is from RefSeq and is a predicted model, not a curated record. Gene Ontology annotation, biological process: transcription initiation at RNA polymerase II promoter; transcription open complex formation at RNA polymerase II promoter. Lineage: Eukaryota; Fungi; Ascomycota; Dothideomycetes; Pleosporales; Didymellaceae. The transcript is spliced from 2 exons.
AUGGGAAAGGAUCCUUUGGAGACGGCGAAACAGCUCGUCAAGAUGGUCGUUCGCAUGUUCUACGAGACUGAGCACAUUGUCAUUCUGGAUGCCCUCUGCUACCACGGCGCUUUGCAUGUGUCAGACAUGGUCUUGAUUCUCGACGCGGGCAAGAACUCGAAAUACGUCGGCAAGCUGGUGGGUAGGCUGAAGGAAGCAGGCUUGUGCACAACCUACACCGAGCAAGUCAAGCGUGACGGUGCAACAAAACUCUCAAACCGCGAAUGGUACUACAUCGAUUAUCGCCGUGCCAUCGACUCGACCAAAUACCGCAUUCACAAGAUGCAUGAGCGGAUCAACAAGGACGCAAAGCCCACAACAGAGAAAGCAGAGCUUUCUUGUAAGCGUUGCAAGUCUCAAUACACUAUGAUGGACGUGCUCGACAACGCCGAUCCCAUGGGUCGAGCAUCAGGGUUCUUGUGCAUGAAGUGCAGCUUCCCUCUGGACGAGAUUGAUGAGGGCAACCAGCACGACGCCGAUGACACCCCUGCGAGAUUCAACAAGCAUUUCAAACCACUGCUUGAUAUGAUGAAGAUUAUCGACGAGCUGAAGAUUCCGUUGAUUGAAGGCAAAGAUGCGGUCGACACCAAGAUCGAACUACCUCGCGACAAAAUCAUCGAUCCGGGUACCAAGCUGGAGGUUGUGGAUAUGAACUACACAAGGCCUACUGCUGUCAAGGGUCUUGCUGCAGAGCGCGAGAAGAUCAACGUCCAGAUCGCCUCGACUGCAGAGGAGAACGAGAAGCAGCAAGCUGCGGAUAGGGCCCGCCAGGAGAAGAUUGCUUCACAAAACCAGCUACCGUCCUGGCACACGGAGUCUACCGUCAUCAAGGAUACCGGCGGGACUGUUUCUGGUGUCAAGCAGGAGAGCAACGGCGCGAGCGGAACUACUAUCAAGACAGAGCAGGCCGAUGGCAUUACCACGACGCAGAACCUUGACGAUGUGUUUGCUCAGAUCGAGGCUGAACGCCGCAAGAAAGAGCAAGAAGAAGACGAUGACGAAGACGAAGACGACGACGAUGAUGAAUUCGAGGACGUGGCCGUUGGUACGCCGAGUGAGCUUCCCGGUGCCAAGCGCGUCAAAGUCGAGACAUCUGCUGCGCCUACACCGUCCAAUGUGGCGACACCGGCCGACUCUAAUGGCAACGGUGGUGAGGAGAGCGAAGAGGAUGAGUUUGAAGACGUUUGA